This is a messenger RNA of Cornus florida, 2179 nucleotides long. Its product is annotated as conserved oligomeric Golgi complex subunit 8. The record is from RefSeq and is a predicted model, not a curated record. The transcript has 12 exons. Gene Ontology annotation, cellular component: COG complex. Gene Ontology annotation, biological process: intra-Golgi vesicle-mediated transport. The coding region runs from base 151 to 1872 and encodes 573 amino acids. NCBI's taxonomy places the organism in Eukaryota, Viridiplantae, Streptophyta, Magnoliopsida, Cornales, Cornaceae.
AGAAACACACUGUGGAUUGUGGAUUGUGGAUUGUGUUUUGUGUUAGUCUCUCUCUGGAUCUGCAUCUCCCCUGUGUAGUCUGUACAUAAUACAGAGCAAAACAAACCCUAAUUGAAUUAAGAUUGAAUUCGACACAGCAUUGGAACGUCGAUGAUGGAGUCCGAAACUCCUGCAGACGAGACAGCCACAUUAGCAGGUCUCCUCCCUCUUGCCUCCGUCUCUCAACAGCCUUACGUCUCUGAACUCCUCUCCUUCACUCUCGAUCGCCUUCACAAGGAACCAGAACUUCUUCGGGUCGAUGCAGAGAGGAUUCGGCGGCAGAUGCAAGAAGUGGCGGUUGGAAAUUACCGCUCAUUCAUUUCAGCUGCCGAUGCAUUGCUUGGGAUACGAGAAGAAGUUUCUUCUAUUGAUAAACAUCUCGAAUCUAUGAUUUCUGAAAUCCCAAAGCUAACAUCUGGUUGCACUGAGUUCAUUGACUCUGCAGAGCAGAUUUUAGAGAAGAGGAAGAUGAAUCAAACACUGCUAUCAAAUCAUAGUACUUUGCUUGACUUGCUUGAAAUUCCUCAGCUUAUGGACACAUGUGUAAGGAAUGGAAAUUAUGAUGAAGCUCUCGACUUAGAAGCUUUUGUUUGCAAGCUUUCAACAAUGCACCCGAAAUUACCUGUAAUUCAGGCACUUGCUGCAGAAGUUAUGCAGACCACACAAUCUCUUCUUUUUCAGCUUCUCCAGAAACUUCAAUCAAAUAUUCAGUUGCCAGAAUGUCUCCGCAUUAUUGGAUAUUUACGUCGUAUAGGAGUAUUUAGUGAGUAUGAAAUGCGCCUACAGUUUUUAAGAUGCCGAGAGGCAUGGCUUACUGGAAUUCUCGGUGACCUAGACCAAAGAAAUGCUUAUGAUUACUUAAAAGGGAUGGUAAACUGUCAUAGGACGCAUCUUUUUGACGUUGUUAACCAAUAUCGAGCCAUAUUUGCUGAUGAUACAUCUGGAAGCGAAGAAAACUAUGAUGGCGGGCUUCUCUUUAGCUGGGCGAUGCAUCAAAUUACCUCUCACCUUAAAACUCUCAAAGUCAUGCUACCUAAAAUAACUGAAGGCGGGUCUUUGUCAAAUAUCCUGGAUCAGUGCAUGUAUUGCGCCGUGGGGCUUGGUUAUGUUGGAUUGGAUUUUCGGGGCUUGCUUCCCUCGCUUUUUGAAGAGGCAGUCCUCAACUUAUUCUCAAAGAAUAUAAGUACAGCGGUUGAGAAUUUUCAGUUAGUCUUGGAUUCACAUCGCUGGGUCCCGUUACCAGCCGUCGGGUUUACAGCCAAUAGUGUUGGUGAAGAAAAUCAGGACGAUGUGACCCCACCUUCAAUUCUAAUGGAGCAUCCACCUCUUGCUGUGUUUGUUAAUGGUGUAGCUGCUGCAAUGAAUGAAUUGCGUCCCUGUGCUCCAAUAAGCUUGAAACAUGUGCUUUCUCAAGAAUUAGUGAAGGGAUUGCGGGCUGUUUCUGAUUCUUUACUGAGAUACAAUACAAGUCGGAUGCUUAGAGAGACCGAGUCUGUACUUUUCCAUUCACUUUGCCGAGCAUUCAUUGAGGUUGCUUAUCCACAUUGUGCUACAUGCUUUGGUCGGUGUUACCCUGGCGGAGCUGCUCUUAUCAUGGAUGCCAAGAAUUUAUUUGACGGACUCAGCCGUCUAUUAGCAACCUCUUCAUCCAGACAACUUCCCAAACCAGUUCAUAAAGCCGAGGAAAGGAGUAUAUCGGAAAAUGGUGAUCUGCCUCCCGUAGAAAAUGGGGUGGUUCCUAGUAUUGAACAAUCAGGGAGCUCCAAUGUGGAUGAAGAGGAGGAACAGAACAAUACCACUUUGCGAGCGGAGGAAAAACUCGGUGAUGUGUGAAGCAACUACACAAUAUCGACUUUGUUUUAAAAAAUCCAUAUUGUAGGUACGCCAACAUAUCCAUUCCUGAUAGAAUCCAUGCUUGAAUCCCUCUGAUGUUUGUAAUUAUACGAUCAAAGCACGAUUGUACCGUCCACCCUAGUGAUUCAACAUGGAAAUUCUUUUUGUACGGUGGUGAAUAUUAAGGCUGUCAAUUUUUCUCACUGAGGUAACAUAAUUGGCUUGUAAUGAUAACUCACAGUGAAGUGGUACACAGAUUUUUGUUUGCAAAAGGAUUUUAGUGAAAUAAUGAGCUUUAAUAUUAAAA